GAUUAUAAAGGGGAUUGGAAGUCCUGAAUAAAAUCUGUGUCUGUGAAAAUCCACUUCUUAGCCCUAGCGAAAGUCGAAAAUUGAAUUGCGAGGUUUGUACUCCAGUCACUAUGUAAAUCUCUAAUACACUGACAGUUCUGAAGCCUACACCCUCCAUUUUGAACUUAUUGCGCCCUUCUGCUAUAAUAAUACGUGGAGUUUAAGUCGCGACUUGUACCCAGGAUAUCAUUAUCGCAUCCGGAAUAUCGCAGGAGCUCAAUCUCUGUCAUACGGCGUUCAGUCUGUUCUAAAUGCUGUUCAGAAAUGGAUCUGUCUUUGACGCCUCUCCUCUUGCUCGUGGUAACGGAGUCCUGGAUUGGCCAAGCCACCGCCAGACAAGGUGUAUGUGUAACAAAUAGAGAACAUGGAGCAGUUGAAGAAUGCUGUGAGGGAUACAGGAAAAAUUCUGCAGAUGAAUGUGUCCCUAGAUGCAAUGGAGGUUGUCCACCAAGUCACCACUGUUCAGCUCCUAAUACAUGCUCUUGCAAAAGUGGAUAUGUAAAGAAUGGGAGAAAUCAGUGCGUACCUUUCUGUCCAGGAGGCUGCCAGAAUGGACGCUGUUUGGCCCCUGAUGUUUGCACUUGCAAUGAUGGUUUUGUGAAGCUUGGAAUUUUGUGCAUCACAGCAUGUCAAUGUCAACACGGUCACUGUGCAGAAGAUAACAGCUGUAUUUGUGAUGAAGGUUAUACCUUGAAUAAAAAUAAAACUCAUGAAUGUGUUCCCUUCUGCAAAAGCGGUUGUGUAAAUGGUGAAUGCUUAGCACCAGAUAUCUGCAUUUGCAAGAAUGGUUAUAUAAAGGAUCACUGCCCUGGUGGGUGUCAGAAUGGCAAGUGUAUUGCCCCUUUCACUUGUGAGUGUAAUGAGGGUUUUAUAAAGAAUCAUAACUAUGAAUGUGUGCCAGGAUGCAAAAAUGGUUGUAUUAAUGGUCAAUGCAAAGGACCAGAUGUGUGUGUAUGCAACGAAGGAUAUGCCAAAAAAAGCUUGUCAAAUUCUUCUGAUUGCAUACCAAAAUGUGAUGAAGAAUGUAUCAAUGGUGAAUGCACACAGCCAAACAACUGUACAUGCUUUGCUGGAUACACAAAGGAUUCAGAAAACACACAAACAUGUGUACCACUCUACAAUGAAGAAUGUACAAAUGGUAGGUUCUCAUCCGAAGACAAAUGUGUAUGCCAUGAAGGAUACAUGGAAGAUGAAGACAAUCCAAACAUCUGUAUGCCAAAUUGUACUUCUGAAUGUAUUAACGGUAACUGUACUGCUCCAAACAAAUGUACUUGCUACGAUGGUUACACAAACAACAUAACACAACCAAACCACUGUAUUCCGACAUGUGAAGAAGAAUGUGUCAAUGGAGAAUGCUCUGAACCUGAUGUCUGUAGAUGCUAUUCUGGUUAUGCUGUCAAAAAUGUAAAAGAAUCUAACAGAUGCUUUCCAGUUUGUGAUGAACCAUGUGUUAACUCUAACUGUGUAGCACCAAAUUUGUGUAAUUGCCAUGAGGGUUACACAAAACGUCCUGAAAAUGACUCAAAGUGUGAACCCAUCUGUAGUGAGACUUGUGUCAAUGGUAUCUGCACUGCACCAAAUGUUUGCACAUGUCAUCAAGGCUAUAAGAAGAGUAAUAAUCUUCAUGUAUGUGUCCCAUCUUGUCCCAGUGGUUGUGUUAAUGGAGAAUGUACAGCUCCAAACAUGUGUGUAUGUCAUGAUGGCUUUGUUGUUGACUUAAAAUUGAGUAACAGAUGUGAGGUUAAGUGUCCUGGUGGCUGUAUCAAUGGAAAUUGUACUGUAAACAGAACCUGUGAAUGCCAUGAAGGAUGGACUAGUACAGACUGUAGCAUGCAGAUUGACUACAUUCAAGAUUAUCCAGUUGCUAACAUAGUACAAGUACAGGCAGGCUUAUGGUUAGCAGACAAGACAAAUUUACUGUGGAUUGGCAUGGUAAUUAUAUUGGCUACUUCUCUUCUGCUUGUUCCUGCAAUAUCAAAGUUUGUGUCACACUGCCAAAGGAAAGGGGAAGACAAGAAUCCUAGCGAAGUAGUGUAUGUUCGCAAUUCCGAAAUGGAUGACUUGAACUCUGAAGCUAUCUGUGUUGAUCAGUACAGUGACGAAGCAUACUAUUAAAGGAUUGAAAAUAUAUGUCAGACUGAAAAUAUAAAAUAUUACCUCAUAUUGUAAAACCAGACUCUUGUGGCUGAUUGUAAUACAUUUUUCUUCCACUGACACACUUCUGUGAAAUGAUAGGUCAAACAUUUGCAGUGCAUGACUUCUUAGAUGGUAAGAUAAAUGACCCUUUCACUUCAUGUCCAUUUACUGCGUUAAGACUGGUUCAUCCAACACAAGAAAUAAUAAUGGCAGCCAAUUAGUGUAAUUUGUAUUUCAUAAAAAGUUACGCGUAGAUAUUCUGCAAGAGACAUGAAAGAGAUUUGCUAUGAAUUUUCCAUUUAAUAUCUUAUAUUUACAUUGUUAAAUGCAGCCAAAAUUAUUUUAAAUUUAUUUGUCAAAUGUAGAGUUUCUUUUUAUUCUCUGGGUAUGCGUAUGACAGAAUUGAUACCGCAUUUUACCUUAUUUUUAGAAUUAUCUGUUGUUCAAGGACAUAAUUGCAUAGCUUUGUUAGAAAAUCAAAAGAAUAAGUACAGUUUCAGGAAUCUGUGGUCAACCAACAGCAACAACAACAACUCU
Molecule: messenger RNA, 2712 nt
Organism: Zootermopsis nevadensis
Lineage: Eukaryota; Metazoa; Arthropoda; Insecta; Blattodea; Termopsidae
Source: RefSeq, a predicted model, not a curated record